AUGGACCCUCAAAGGAAAGCAGUACCCGGUCCAGUGGCUAAAACUAGUUUAAAGUCAUCGCAUAAAAACGCUGGUGUAACAAACACUUCUUGUAAGCCUGUCGUACCAAAUAAGGAAAUUAAAACAUCCCACACUAGCACGCCGACCGUAGAGCACCGCUCUUUCCCUAGUGAAGAAAACCAGAUAUACAGCGGGCAAGUCAAUGUGCUGUCUAUCAUCGACUUAGAUAAGGACAUAAGGUGCUGCAAGUAUUCAGAGGAUGUCAGAGAGAUAGCAGUGGGGUUCGCCGACGGCACGAUUCGGUUAUUUGACUGCAGUACGGGUGAAUGCACUCACACCCUGGUGGACGAUGAGUGCCGCUCCUACCCCGGCCCGGUCACGUCCAUUAAGCACAGGCCUCUCAGCGAUGCACAUCCCAAUUCUAACUCACUCGUAUCCACAUAUGUCAACGGGUGCAUAAAAUGUUGGAUGUAUAAAUACGACCAAUGCUUGUACACAAUUCGAGAAAAGCGGCAGACGCUGGGACUCACAUAUCAUCCUCGUUUUUGCAAGUUCGUGACCUAUGGAGACGACCGUAGAAUUAACAUGUAUGAUGAAGAAGCUCAGACACAAGAAAGAUCAUUUUAUGCAAGUGGAGCAAGAGGCGUAAUAGACGGCCACAAGUCAAGGAUAUUUGCGUGCGCGUUCCAUCCGAAGUCGAACCACGAGUUGAUAUCGGGCGGCUGGGACGACACCGUCAUGUGCUGGGACGACCGCGUGCCGUAUUCCACGCGGCACUUCGAGGGUGUCCACAUGUGCGGGGAGGGGCUGGACUUUGACAAACCGGGGAAACAGAUCCUCACCUGUUCUUGGCAAGAGAAGGACUCUAUUCAGUUGUGGGAUUAUGGUUCCUGCAAAGUUAUAGAGACUAUUGUCCCGGACACUUAUCAAUCGAAACUUUACUGCGGAAGGAUGGUUCCAAAAACGAGCCUCAUAGUUUGCGGUGGAUCUGAAAUUAAUAUGCUGCGUGUCGUUGAUAUCAAUCUUAAAAUAACCGAGUGUUGUAUACGUAAUAACCCAGGCGGUAUAUACGGUUUUGAUUUUGGAAGGGUACGAAGAAAAAUUACUGUUGACACUGGAGGAGGAUAUAAAAAGAUCAGUGAAAUCGGCAGCAUACCACGUGUCGCCUACGUUAGCGGGAAAAGAUUGCAGAUUGUUGACUUCGGCCAAUCAUGAUUAUA
Molecule: messenger RNA, 1220 nt
Organism: Leguminivora glycinivorella
Lineage: Eukaryota; Metazoa; Arthropoda; Insecta; Lepidoptera; Tortricidae
Exons: 6
Coding region: 1-1215 (404 amino acids)
Molecular function (GO): protein binding
Source: RefSeq, a predicted model, not a curated record